AUGGUGGAGUUGAACAGGAAGGUCAUCGAGCUGCACGAAUACGAAAAAGGCCGUAACAACGUGCACAGUGAGAUUAAGCAAAGGGUGUCGAGCCUCAGGUAUGCCGUGUUGGAAGCUGACCGCGAGCACACAGUGUUGCGUAAGAGCGCUGAGACUGCUGAAAAGGCUUUGAAACUGGCUUUGGAGCAGAUUGUGGCGGUGGAAGCAUCAACAGAGUUACAGGAGACGCCGAAAGGACGCAGAAAAAAGAGCUCGAACAAGCGGGAUAGAGCAACACCAGGCGAGGAGGAACGCCCGAAGAAGACAAAGAAUGUUCAAGGUAGCGAGGUCUCGAGCAACGAGAGAGCCAACAGCGAUUGGAACGUCGUCAAAAAUCGCAAGGAGAAGAAGAAAAAUCAGCCCAAAAAGGAGGAAUCGAAAGGUAAUAAUCGGAUCGAAACAGGUAGAAAGCCGGCUCGAGACGAAAGGAGAUCCAAAGAGAACAGGCAAGAACGCCGUCUGCCUCAUCGAGAGAGACACAUGAGAGACGCUCUGCUGGUCAAGGCAAACGACAAACAGUCAGUAGCGAGUAGCUUCUUCGCUGAUCUUCCCGCUGACCAGCAGCAGCGAGACCUAGGGUCGACACCAACGGAGCAAGAGCGAACAACACCCGGCGGUAUAAAAACGUUGUAA
Messenger RNA from Aedes albopictus (Asian tiger mosquito), 672 nucleotides. RefSeq lists its product as uncharacterized. NCBI's taxonomy places the organism in Eukaryota, Metazoa, Arthropoda, Insecta, Diptera, Culicidae. The record is from RefSeq and is a predicted model, not a curated record. The transcript is spliced from 2 exons. Bases 1 to 672 code for a protein of 223 amino acids.